Messenger RNA from Talaromyces rugulosus, 237 nucleotides. RefSeq lists its product as uncharacterized. The transcript is spliced from 2 exons. Lineage: Eukaryota; Fungi; Ascomycota; Eurotiomycetes; Eurotiales; Trichocomaceae. The record is from RefSeq and is a predicted model, not a curated record. Gene Ontology annotation, molecular function: protein binding. The coding region runs from base 1 to 237 and encodes 78 amino acids.
AUGCGCAUAAUCCUCGACCUCGGAGCCGAUGUGAAUGGUCAAGAUUUGAAGGGAACCACGCCUCUUCAUCGGGCUGCUAGGCGAGGGUUUGUUGAUGAUGUCCGCCUUUUAAUUGAUCGUGGGGCAAACGUUAACGCCACUGAUGGUUUUGGCUCUCUCAAAAUCAAACCGAUUGAUUUAACCAAAAAUACGGAGGUCAAAGAGAUAUUGAAAGGAGCCAUGGGGAAGAGUUUAUGA